Molecule: messenger RNA, 603 nt
Organism: Marasmius oreades (fairy-ring Marasmius)
Lineage: Eukaryota; Fungi; Basidiomycota; Agaricomycetes; Agaricales; Marasmiaceae
Exons: 3
Coding region: 1-603 (200 amino acids)
Source: RefSeq, a predicted model, not a curated record
AUGCAGCCACCUACCACAACAACACAAGGUCAUCUUGAAAAGCCGCGUACUAAGAAACGCGUCAAAUUCACGCCGGAGGAAGACGUCCUUCUGUUGGACUUUGUCGAACAGAUGAAAUCAAAAGGAUGCUUACCUCAAUCGAAGGUUAUCUACCUUGAACUCGUUCAAAAUAAGGACGGCAAAUGGCCGUGGGGUCAAGGACGCACCGCUAAGGGAUGGUCUCGAAGAUACCAGAGACUCCUCCGAGUCAAAGAAGCACCAACUCAGGCGGCGAGUACUAAGCUGAUAUACACCACCCAAAUGUGUAAAACUAAAAACCACCAUGCGACUCGAAGGAACAAAAGUCAAUCAGAUAGUAAUUGGAAGGAUGGGUCAAUGUGCCAGGAGAAGGACAUUGGUUCCUGUUCUUACAUGCUAGGAAUAAGCCCUGACAAUGAUUUGGAAGAGGAGAGGGAGGUUGAAGAGUCUCUGAUAUGCCAUCCAAGAUGGCGGCACAAGCACAAGGCUACUCUCCAAGAGUUCUUUUCUCGGCAAGGAAUUGGUUCCGGAGACGACAAUGAAGAGGCGGAGGAAGUUACAAAGCUGCUUUGCCCUCUGUCUUGA